AUGGCCGACAUUGCCAUCAGGACAUUGUAUUUCGAUUUUGACCCAGAGGAUCCGGAGAAAGACGAUGAGGAUGUCAACGAAGACAACGAGGCCACCGUGUUAUACGCCAUUGCGUCUCUCGAGGACCUCUGCGGGUCCCGGGAGAAGUACAUGGCGGCCACGCAGACUGGCCGGUAUGGGAGCCAGGCGCUUCGCAAGAAGCUGCUUAUGCAGUUUGAGAAAUAUUUCAGCAUCGAUACGCCAUGCUGUCCUUGCAAGCACUGCCACAAGGAACUGCGCGAGCCGGGUUGGGAGCCUGUGGAGUUCUGCGAUGCGCAUAAUGGUUGCAGCUUGAUGUAG
Molecule: messenger RNA, 339 nt
Organism: Phaeoacremonium minimum UCRPA7
Lineage: Eukaryota; Fungi; Ascomycota; Sordariomycetes; Togniniales; Togniniaceae
Exons: 1
Coding region: 1-339 (112 amino acids)
Source: RefSeq, a predicted model, not a curated record